Gossypium raimondii (Peruvian cotton) is the source of this 1692-nucleotide messenger RNA. RefSeq names its product tubulin alpha-2 chain. Gene Ontology annotation, biological process: mitotic cell cycle; microtubule cytoskeleton organization. Bases 98 to 1450 code for a protein of 450 amino acids. Gene Ontology annotation, molecular function: structural constituent of cytoskeleton; GTP binding. Lineage: Eukaryota; Viridiplantae; Streptophyta; Magnoliopsida; Malvales; Malvaceae. Gene Ontology annotation, cellular component: cytoplasm; microtubule. The transcript is spliced from 2 exons. The record is from RefSeq and is a predicted model, not a curated record.
UAUUCAAAUUUGAAUUUAUCUUAGAAGGUGUCUUAAUAAACGCCUUCUUUCUUCUUCUUCUCCCUUUCUUUGCUUUUUCGAAUUUUCUUAAGCGAGAAUGAGAGAGUGCAUUUCGAUUCACAUUGGUCAGGCCGGUAUCCAGGUCGGAAACGCCUGCUGGGAGCUUUACUGCCUCGAGCAUGGAAUCCAGCCUGAUGGUCAGAUGCCAAGUGACAAAACUGUCGGAGGAGGUGAUGAUGCUUUUAACACCUUUUUCAGUGAAACUGGUGCUGGGAAGCACGUCCCUCGUGCCGUCUUUGUGGAUCUUGAACCCACUGUUAUUGAUGAAGUGAGAACUGGUGCUUACCGCCAGCUCUUCCACCCAGAACAACUCAUCAGCGGCAAGGAAGACGCAGCUAACAACUUUGCCCGUGGUCACUACACUAUUGGCAAGGAGAUUGUUGACCUCUGUUUGGACCGCAUCAGGAAACUUGCUGAUAACUGCACUGGUCUUCAAGGGUUCCUUGUUUUCAACGCUGUUGGUGGAGGUACCGGGUCCGGUCUUGGUUCUCUCCUUUUGGAGCGUUUGUCUGUCGAUUAUGGCAAGAAAUCCAAGUUGGGUUUCACUGUCUACCCAUCUCCUCAGGUCUCCACUUCUGUUGUUGAGCCUUACAACAGUGUUCUCUCAACUCACUCCCUUUUGGAGCACACUGAUGUGGCUGUUCUCCUUGACAAUGAAGCUAUCUACGACAUUUGCAGGCGUUCUCUUGACAUUGAGCGGCCCACCUACACCAAUCUUAACCGUCUUGUCUCCCAGGUCAUUUCCUCCUUGACUGCCUCACUGAGGUUUGAUGGUGCCUUGAAUGUCGAUGUGACUGAAUUCCAAACCAACUUGGUUCCCUACCCAAGAAUCCACUUCAUGCUUUCCUCGUAUGCUCCAGUCAUCUCUGCUGAGAAGGCUUACCACGAGCAGCUCUCAGUUGCUGAAAUCACCAAUAGUGCCUUUGAGCCCUCAUCUAUGAUGGCUAAGUGCGAUCCACGCCAUGGAAAGUACAUGGCUUGCUGUUUGAUGUACCGUGGUGAUGUUGUUCCCAAGGACGUCAAUGCUGCAGUCGCCUCCAUUAAGACCAAGCGCACCAUUCAGUUUGUCGAUUGGUGUCCUACUGGAUUCAAGUGCGGUAUCAACUACCAACCACCCACUGUUGUCCCUGGUGGUGAUCUCGCCAAGGUCCAGAGAGCUGUUUGCAUGAUUUCUAACUCCACCAGUGUUGCUGAAGUCUUCUCUCGCAUUGACCAUAAGUUUGAUCUUAUGUAUGCCAAACGUGCCUUCAUUCACUGGUAUGUUGGUGAGGGUAUGGAAGAAGGAGAAUUCUCAGAGGCUCGUGAGGAUCUUGCUGCAUUGGAGAAGGAUUAUGAAGAAGUUGGUGCUGAGUCGGCUGAGGGUGAUGAGGGUGAAGAUGAUGAGUACUAAAGAAGUACCUGUGAUUGAGUGUGCGUAUGAUGUCUUUUAUUACCUGUUGCUUCCGUGUUAUGCAAGCUUCUAUUCUUUGAAGCUUGUUAAAGACUUGAAAUGGUUUACUGUAUGUUAUGCUUUUUCAUGUUUUAUUUGUGUUUGGGUUGAAACUUGAUAUUUUUGUUGUCUUUAUUGGAAGUAAAUUGUUAAGGGAACUUGUAAAUGCCCAACAGGUAUAAUGGAUUCAUGUGGUUAUUUGA